Alnus glutinosa is the source of this 2286-nucleotide messenger RNA. RefSeq lists its product as uncharacterized. The record is from RefSeq and is a predicted model, not a curated record. The transcript is spliced from 7 exons. Lineage: Eukaryota; Viridiplantae; Streptophyta; Magnoliopsida; Fagales; Betulaceae. Bases 1 to 2286 code for a protein of 761 amino acids.
AUGGAUAAUGGUUCCUAUAACAUCAAGGAAUCCUUGCUUGUUGUCAAACCUUGGCCACCUGAGCUCGCUUUUGAGGAGGUUGAUCUUUCUUCAUGUGCUUUUUGGGUGCAAGUACAUGGUCUCCCUCUUCAGAAUAUGAUGGUUGUCAACGCCAUUAAGAUUGGCAAACUUAUUGGUCUCAAGGUUCUGACUAUUGAAGAUGGCGAUAAACCAGGUAUCAUCAAUCAUCACCAUCUUCGUUUUCGCCUUUUAAUUGAUGUCUCUUUGCCUUUGGCUCCUGGAUUCCAUCUUCCCCGCAAUGGCCGUUCUCCUCUUUGGAUUAAACUUCUCUAUAAGAGAUUGGCCAAUUAUUGUGCUUUGUGUGGUUGUAUUGGUCAUUGCAAAAUGUUUUGUCCAGCUCCUCCUCCUCUGGGUACUCCUGAUCGCUAUAGCACCUCUCUUCAGGGUUAUGUUUAUCCGAGUUCCAGGAAAUUGGUUUCUGCUCGUCCUGCUUCGGGGUGUGUCUCUUCUGCUUCGGCGACUUCUCCCAUUAAUGGGCUUCCUCCGAGUUUAGUUCCUUUGAAGCUUGAGGAAGAAGCUUCUCUGCCAACUGAAUCUAGGCCACAAUCGCCAUCAUUAUCCCCAGUUAUGCCUAAUUAUCCUCAUGCCUCUCUCCCUGAUAUUCCGUAUUCCAGCCCUUCUUCAUAUAAUUCUCCACCAAUUUAUUCACCCAUAAAGCCUCCUCCCACUAAGAAAUCCCCCUCUCCUCGACUUUCUAUAAGGCAUCAUCCUUACUUACCAAAAACACAGGUUUUGGUACUCAGGGGUCGUGCUCCGGUGUCUGAGGUUUAUCCUUCUCCUCUUUUGGAGUCGCGCACCAUUUCGGGUCACAAAAGAGUUGCUGUUUCGGAGGUCUCUGAUUUAUUUUCACCUCCUUCAAAGAAGCUGUCUAAUCCUCAUAGUCUUCGGGACCGUAUGUUGUUUGCUGCUCAGUCUCUAACUCAUAUGAGGAAUUCUCCGCCAGCUCCGGUCACUCCAGGAACUUCUCCGGAAUUUUCUCUUGCAGCUUCUUCUCCAGGACUGCAAGAACAUAUUUCAGCUGCUCCACCUAAGCCCCUAUCUCCUACGAUAGCCAAGAAAUUCCACAAAGCAGCUAGGAAAUCUCGCAGUGUCACCCAGCUUGUUCUUGUGGAUGAAGUCUCCCAUGUUGAUGCUCGUGUGGAUGUUCCAACUUCAGCAUCUUUUGAGGCAGCUGGCUCUGCCAUGCCCCCUCCAGUUUCGCCCUCCGGUUCUAAAGGAGGUUUUCUGUUGGCUUGGAAAACUAAUAUUAAUAUUGCUAGCCUUAUUUUGAAUCAAUUGGGUUUUGUAAUGAUGAUCCAGGCUUCGCCCUCCGGUUCUAAAGGAGGUCUUCUGUUGGCUUGGAAAACUGAUAUUGAUAUUGCUAGUUUGUUUGUCUCUAGUAAUAUUAUCUCUGUUUGGUACUAUUCUGUUGAUCCAACUAUUUGUAUUGGAGAUUUUAAUGCUAUUUCAUCUUUUGAUGAUAAAUUGGGUGGUAGGCCUUUUGACUAUUUCUCGUUUAAUCCACUUAAUGACUUUAUGGAUGCGUUUGGAAUGGUGGAUUUAAGUUUCUCAGGCAAUUCUUUUACUUGGUCUAAUCAUAGACAGGGUUUUGAUUUAAUUAAGGAACGUCUUGAUAGGAGUAUUGCAAAUUCUUAUUUCGUUACUCAUCUCCCUGCUCACAAUUCAAAUCAUAACCAUUUGCUAUUGGACACUUCUAUUCCUUCACCUUCUCUACCUCGACCUUUUAGAUUUGAAGAAUUCUGGACUCGUGAUCCGACUUGUGGUAGUGUGAUUGAGGAAGCUUGGUUUUUUCAUACUAGUACUUUGAUUCGCCGAAGACAAAACUCUAUCAAUCUUUUGCAAUCUCCUCGUGGAGGUUGGAUUACUGAUCGUUUUGCUAUAGGGGAUUGUUUUAUUAAUAAUUUUAAAUCGCUUUUUGCUUCCUCAAAUCCUUCUCCUGAUGAGGAGUUAUUGAGCCUUUUUGAUAAUGUUAUUUCGGAUGAAGAUAACAAUUUACUCAGUGUUUUGCCUGCGAAAUCUGAGAUCUAUGAUUCUUUAACAAGUUUAGGGAGUGUAAAAGCACCUGGACCUGAUGGCUUUACUACAGCUUUUGUGCCAGGACGCCAUAUUCAUGAUAACUCUAUUUUGGCGCAUGAAAUGCUUCACACUCUUAAGUUUAAGAGGGGUAAUGACAGACUUAUGGCCGUCAAUAUUGAUAUGGAAAAGGCUUUUGACAGAAUGGAGUGA